Molecule: messenger RNA, 2059 nt
Organism: Salmo salar (Atlantic salmon)
Lineage: Eukaryota; Metazoa; Chordata; Actinopteri; Salmoniformes; Salmonidae
Product: SH3 domain-binding glutamic acid-rich-like protein 3
Cellular component (GO): cytoplasm
Source: RefSeq, a predicted model, not a curated record
CUACACACAGGACUAAAGAGUUGCACUGGCCCUUUAAACCACACAGCAAAUAGAGGCUUUUCAGCCGCGGGAGGCGAUUGAUCGUAGUCUUCCGCAAGAGAGCUAUUCGCGGUUCGUGUGACAACACAAAGGGAUAUCGAGAAUCGCAAUCAUGGGCGUCAAAUUGUAUUAUACCACCGUUACUGCAUCCAGAGAGGUGAAGUCUCAGCAGGCGGAGGUGAUGAGGAUACUGGAGAGUAAGAGCAUCCAGUACGAGCUGAUUGACAUCUCAGUGGGCGGGGAGGUCAGGGACGAGAUGAGAAGCAAGGCAGGGAACCCCACGGCUGUCCCGCCACAGAUCUUCAAUGAGGACCAGUACUGUGGUAACUAUGAGAUGUUUUCGGACGCAGUGGAGGAGGACAAAGUGGAACAGUUUCUGAAGAUGGCGUGAUGAGGAAGAGUCGUGUGUCGUCGUCCCGCACCACACCUCCCCAGGGAGGCUCGUUGACUACCCCUCUGCCCCACUGGCGGUGCCCGCCCUCUUUCUCAAUGCCAUGAUGAAUGCCAAAUACAACCAACCAAUCAAAAGGCACACGCACCCCUUCCCACCCCACCCCGCUGGACUCUUACCUAACCACUGUUGAAAUUAUUGUGUAUGUUUUAUACGGCAAUUAUUAUGUUCUCCCUGUUUCUUUCGGCACUGUUUCCCUUUGUGGUCCUUUCUGGUUAAGAUCAGGGUUCAAAUACUUUCAAAUCAUUUUCGAUUCUUAAAAGGUACUUUUAUGAAGCUUUCCUGUAGCAAUUGAACCAAUAGAAAUGUCCAAAAAGGGCAAACCCCACCCAGCCUGGCACUCCAUGCAGACAAAAGCAAAUGCUUAAAUAUUUGUAUUUGGAAUAGUAUUUGAACCCAGGCCUGCCUGGUCCGAUGUGUUCGUGUCACUAAUCAGUCUGGUCUGUGGGAUCAAUGGAGCUGCCUAAUCUAGAUGUGUGGUAAUUAGGUCAAAUAAUCUGGGCUGUACAUGUUACCAAUGUAGGUCCACUAAUCAAGAGGCUAACAUUCACCAGGAAUCGAUCUUGGCCUGAAAUGACCCUUUUUAUUCCCUCUAUUGACCUGGUGAAAUGUAGUGCACUACGGCUGCGUUUACAUAGGCUGCUCAAUUCUGAUAUUUUUUUUCACUCAUUCUAUUUUUGACCAAUCACAUCAGAUCUUUCCACACAGAUCAUUUUCAGAGCUGAUCUGAAAAAAUAUAUAUCAGAAUUGGGCUGUCUGUCUAAACACAGCCUAUGUAGAGAAUAGGGGCCAUUUCAUACCCAGACCAAAAAAACUGAAUACUUGGUUACCAUUACUUAGAUUUAGCGGUGUUUGUAUUUUCCUUACCUGUCCCACUUGACUUCCAUGUUGAUCAUAUCGACAGACAAAGUCAUUUUCAAAAUGUACUUGGGCCGACUGUAGACAUCAACAUGGAUAGGAGAACGUAGCAUGGAUAAUGUGGAAGCCAACAAUCACAGAACCCUAAAGAAAUCUGAAUUGUGUUAGAGACAGAAUAAAUGAACUGGAUUCUACUUUGGUCCAAAACAUUUCAAUGCUAAUGGUGUCAAAGAUCCAUGCUGGAAAGGUGAGUCCAUAGUGGAGAGUUAUAGAAUAUGGUAAAAACAGACAGACAGCAUUUCAAAGUGUUAAACUUGGUGCCAAUAAAUGUGAGAAUGUGCUUUACAGCUGGAUACAGUCACUUUUGACCUCAAUAUAGUCUUACUUUUCUCUCCGUUACUGCAUUCCAAAGACUGCUGUAUUUUUUUAAGAGACCACUUGCGUUUGCUGGGAAUUACCUGAUCGUCAAUCAUUGGUCUUACAUAGACAUAAAAUAGACAUAUUUAUAGGACAUUGUCGCAGAAAUACAUAACACUGUUACUGGUACUACAGCUGUACAUCCUUACUGUAAGAACUGAGUUUGAGUAUUAUAAUCCCCUGAAUUUAUAAGCCCCAAUGACUGUUCUAUCUGUGGUAAUGUGUAAUUCAAUCUCGAACUAGCUUGAAGAUGCAGUAAAGACAACUAUGCACAUUAAACUCUGCCUCACAUUC